This is a messenger RNA of Camellia sinensis, 1511 nucleotides long. Its product is annotated as senescence/dehydration-associated protein At4g35985, chloroplastic. Lineage: Eukaryota; Viridiplantae; Streptophyta; Magnoliopsida; Ericales; Theaceae. The record is from RefSeq and is a predicted model, not a curated record. Gene Ontology annotation, cellular component: plasma membrane.
ACCAUACAUGAAGAAUAGAAUAAAGUGAGCCAAAAAAAAUGGAAUCAACCAAAGCAGAACUUUCUCCUCACUUUCUCUUUAUUCCUUCCUUUUCUUUUCUUUUCUUCCUAACAAACAAUCUCUUCAAAAACAAAGAAAGCAACAACAACAACAACAACAACAAAAUGAGCUGCUGUAAGCCCAAGAUUAUUAAACCUCCUACCAAAACCUUCUCAAAACAAGAAAACCAAGAAGCCAAAAAUGUGAAACAUGAAGUUUUGCUACGCAUACCUGGGUGCAAAGUCCAUCUAGUGGAAGAAGGGGAAGCACUAGAGCUUGCCAAUGGAGAUUUCACCCUUUGUCGCAUAUUGGAUGACAAUGUCAUUCUUGCUACUACUGUGAAAAUUGGUGAUGAUCUUCAAUGGCCUUUGACAAAAGAUGAACCGGUUGUCAAGCUCGAUGCUUUGCACUACUUGUUUUCUUUGCCAAUGAAAAACGGUGAUCAACUCAGCUAUGGAGUGACCUUCUUGGAUGGUGGUAGUUUGGGCUUGUUGGAUUCAUAUUUGCAAGAGAAUUCAUGCUUUUCGUGUUCAUCUUUUUCAAUUCAAAAUAAAAAUUUGAAUUGGAAUGAGUUCGCACCUAGGGUUGAAGAUUUCAACAAUUUUUUGGCUAAGGCAAUUGCAGAAGGGACUGGUCAGAUUGUUAAGGGGAUCUUCAAAUGUAGCAAUGCCUACACCAACCAGUGUGUUAUAGUUUACAUGAUUCAAUGGUUUGUCAAAUUAAAAUUGAGGGGCAAAAAACAGGUUCAAAAGGGAGGGGAAAUGAUUCUAACUCAAGCUGUGGACGAGAAAAACAGAUCAAGUAAGAGCAACAAUGAUGCUAGUGCCACAAAGAAGAACAAAAUCAAUCAAACCCUAAAACGUGUGAGAAACCUGUCUAGUAUGACAGAACAAAUGAGCAAAGCAAUGCUUGAUGGUGUUGGCAUUGCCACCGGGACUGUGAUGGCACCGGUGGUUCAGUCACAGGUGGGGAAGGCUUUCUUAGCCAUGGUUCCAGGACAAGUCCUCUUGGCCUCACUCGAUGCUGUCAACAAAGUGUUAGAUGCAGCUGAAGUUGCUGAAAAACAAGCCCUCUCUGCCACCUCUGCUGCCACAACCAGAAUAGUUUCUGAAAGGUUUGGAGAAAAUGCAGGGGAGGCAACAGAAGAUGUGCUUGCGACUGCAGGACACUGUGCUGGCACUGCUUGGAAUGUCCUCAAGAUUCGGAAAGCCAUCAAUCCAGCUUCAUCGGUGUCCUCUGGAGUACUCAAGAGCGCAAUCAAAGAUAGGAAAACUUAAAUCGUGUGUUGUCAAUUUAUGUAUCUGAAACAUAACAUGCUAAACAGUGUCUCCUUGAUGGAUCUAGCAAAAAUAAUCCUUCCCUAAUGUCAUAAAGAAUAUCAGGAAUAAAGAAUCCACAAUAAUUUAUUCACGAAAAAUUACUUGAGGUUGGAAGAAAGAGCAAUAAAAUCAAUUCAUAAAGAAUGUAUGAAA